CCGCUGCUCUGAGAAUUUCUUGUGGGCAGCUCCGACAUUGUAACCGGCUCUGCAACCGAAGAGAUGGUCGUCCUCCUUUGCUUAUGCGUCUUGCUGUGGGAAGAGGCUCACGGAUGGGGAUUCAAGGAUGGAAUCUUUCAUAACUCCAUAUGGCUUGAACAAGCAGCGGGCGUAUACCACAGAGAAGCUCGGGCUGGCAGAUACAAGCUCACCUACGCCGAAGCCAAGGCCGUUUGUGAAUUUGAAGGUGGUCGUCUCGCAACCUACAAGCAGCUAGAGGCAGCCAGAAAAAUUGGAUUCCAUGUCUGUGCUGCUGGAUGGAUGGCCAAGGGUAGAGUCGGAUACCCCAUUGUGAAACCUGGGCCCAACUGUGGAUUUGGGAAAACGGGUAUCAUUGAUUAUGGAGUCCGGCUCAACAGGAGUGAGCGGUGGGAUGCCUAUUGCUACAACCCACAUGCAAAGGAGUGUGGUGGUGUCUUCACAGAUCCGAAGCGAAUUUUUAAAUCCCCGGGCUUCCCAAAUGAGUACGAUGACAACCAGGUCUGCUACUGGCACAUUCGGCUCAAGUACGGUCAGCGAAUUCACCUGAGCUUUUUGGACUUUGACCUUGAACAUGAUCCAGGCUGCUUGGCUGACUAUGUAGAAAUCUAUGACAGUUAUGAUGACGUCCACGGCUUUGUAGGAAGAUACUGUGGUGAUGAACUUCCAGAAGACAUCAUUAGCACAGGAAAUGUCAUGACCUUGAAGUUUCUGAGUGAUGCAUCCGUCACAGCUGGAGGCUUCCAGAUUAAAUACGUCACAGUGGAUCCUGCAUCUAAAUCCAGUCAAGCCAAAAAUACAAGUACUCCUGGAAAUAAGAAGUUCUUACCUGGAAGGUUUAGCCAUCUAUAAAAAAAUUCUUAAAAAAAUGUUCAAAACAUCCAGUACAAUAUUUAUAUUUGUUUUUGUUGUUUUUUGUUUUGGUUUUUCGAGACAAGGUUUCUCUGUAUAACCUUGGCAGUCCUGGAACUCACUUUGAAGACCAGGCUGGCCUCGAACUCAGAAAUCCGCCUGCCUCUGCCUACCAAGUGCUGGGAUUAAAGGCGUCCACCACCACCUCCCGGCUUCAAUAUUUAUAUCUGUAGCUCUUGGACCUCGUUUGUUCUCUUUUGUAUUUUUAUUAUUAACAUGUAUUUAUUAUUUUUCCAAAUGUGAAAGCCAUAUGUAAUUAUGGGGAAAGUUGACAAAUACAGAGAACUUCAAAUGAGUUUUUUUUAAAUAAAAUCUCAUAAUUGUACUACACAGAAAUAACUAAUGUUAAAGUUUUUUGAUGUUUGUCUUUCAUUCAUUUUUCUACUUGUAGUAUAUGUACAUAUGUAACUAUGAUUUGCGUUUGAAUUUUGGCAUUCUGCCUUAUGUAUAGUUUUGUAACCUGAUAUUUUUAACCUUGACAUUGUAUAGCUCAAGCACUUCCCAAGAUCUCUGAGUUUUCUACAAAAUGGGACUUUGAGUAGUUGUAAAUAUGAUUGUUCCCUGCUUUAUUUAAGCUAAAUUUAUAUUAGGAUUUAAGAUUGUUUUCAUAAAUAUUGCUGUAAUAAAUACUCUUGGA
Mus caroli (Ryukyu mouse) is the source of this 1588-nucleotide messenger RNA. RefSeq names its product TNF alpha induced protein 6 (gene Tnfaip6). Gene Ontology annotation, biological process: cell adhesion; negative regulation of inflammatory response. Gene Ontology annotation, molecular function: hyaluronic acid binding. Lineage: Eukaryota; Metazoa; Chordata; Mammalia; Rodentia; Muridae. The record is from RefSeq and is a predicted model, not a curated record.